CGGAGUGGGACUGCUCUGUAAGGCACGCAGUGGUUUGCAGAGUGAUAGCCGCAGACACAACUCCCAGCCCUGGAAAAGGAACAGCUACAGUUGCUGUAAAUGUGCCUGAAAAGCAAUUUCCAAUCUUUGCUUUAGCAGGCGUUUCGGCCGCGGAACAGGAGGGUCGGAGGACUGGGAGUGAUCGCUGCCGGGAGAGGCUGACUGCCAGGACCGGAGUUCCCAGGGACGCCGUGCCCCCACUUGCCCGCCGUGCGGGAUCGAGAAAGUGCCUGGACCUGCGCGGGAGCAGAGGGACGACGCCCCGCCUUCUCCCCGGAGGAGAACCCCAAACCUCGCUCCCUUCACCACCGCCCCCUUAAAAGCGGGGGGCUACACGAGAAGAGCCCCGGAGGUGGAUGUUACUGAGCUGCGCGGCGCACGCGAGCUGUGAGAGGUCUGCGCCUGGCCGCGCCGCGUCUCCAGAAGAUUGUCCCCCGCAGCCGGAAGGGGGCCGCGGGGAGCGCUCCUGCCCAGGGGCAGAGGCCGCGGGCCGCCCGGCCGCAGCUCGGGCCAUGCCUCCCCAUCCUCCCCGCCGCGGUUGAUGCGGCGAGUGCACGCAGUCGCCCGCACCGGGACCCAGGCCGGGUUGCACUGCUUGGCCGCCCGCCCCCGCUUCGGCCUAGCGCGGAUUGCAGAGGGCGCAGCUCCACCGCGGGAACCGGCGAUGUGGCGACACCGCUCCGCCGCCCGGGCCCCCGGCUCGCUGCGCCCCGGCUCUUUAGGAAUCCGGCUUCUCCUUUAAAGUGUAGACAGAUUUUUAUUUAUAACCCUCCCUGCCUUGGGCUUGCUUUUUGGCGCCUGCAUUCACUCCGAAGGCUUUUCCUGAUUUGUAAGCAUCCUUGGUGGCAUACGCCAACAGGCUUUGGAAAUCCACGGUGAUCCUUAGAAUGUGAUGGGAUUGUCCGAAAAGGAUUUCAGAUGCAUGCCAGGUUUCCACUGAUUGCCAGAAAUCAAGAUCACUACACAUGGAUCCCCAAAAUCAGCAUGGCAGUGGCAGUUCAUUAGUUGUGAUCCAGCAGCCUGCAUUGGAUAACCGUCAGAGGCUAGACUAUGAGAGGGAGAUUCAGCCUGCUGCUAUUUUGUCCUUAGACCAGAUCAAGGCCAUCAGAGGCAGCAAUGAAUACACAGAAGGGCCAUCUGUGGUGAAAAGACCGGCUCCUCGAACCGCACCAAGACAAGAAAAGCAUGAGAGGACUCACGAAAUCAUACCGAUUAAUGUGAAUAAUAACUAUGAGCAUAGACCUACCAGCCACCUGGGACAUGCAGGACUCUCAAAUAACGCCAGAGGCCCCAUACUGAGCAGAUCAACCAGCACUGGAAGCGCAGCCAGUUCUGGGAGCAACAGCAGUGCCUCUUCUGAGCAGGGGCUGUUAGGAAGGUCCCCGCCAACCAGACCCAUCCCUGGUCACAGGUCUGAAAGGGCAAUCCGGACCCAGCCCAAGCAACUGAUUGUGGAUGACUUAAAGGGCUCCUUGAAAGAGGACCUGACGCAGCACAAGUUCAUUUGUGAACAGUGUGGGAAGUGCAAGUGUGGGGAAUGCACAGCUCCCAGAACCCUGCCAUCCUGCUUGGCCUGUAACCGGCAGUGCCUUUGCUCCGCUGAGAGCAUGGUGGAGUACGGAACCUGCAUGUGCUUGGUCAAGGGCAUCUUCUACCACUGCUCCAAUGACGAUGAAGGGGAUUCCUACUCGGAUAAUCCUUGCUCCUGUUCACAGUCACAGUGCUGCUCUAGGUACCUGUGUAUGGGAGCCAUGUCUCUGUUUUUACCUUGCUUACUUUGUUAUCCUCCAGCCAAGGGAUGCCUGAAGCUGUGCAGGGGGUGUUAUGACUGGAUCCAUCGCCCAGGAUGCAGAUGUAAGAACUCCAACACUGUCUAUUGUAAGCUGGAGAGCUGCCCCUCCCGGGGACUGGGUAAACCAUCAUGAUUUUUGGAGGUGGGUUGGACCUCCUGAACUUCUCUUGCUUUCAAGCUGUGGCUGUUAAAAAAGAUGCUGUCAGAUACUGGUUUUAUUUUCUUUGCAGUUUUCCCCUGUCCCACCUUUCUCCCCUUCUUUCCAAGGUUUGACUCAUGGAUUGUACUCUUCUCUAAUGGAUGAUCUUCAGUAAGAGUGGACUGUGAAAUGCAUCUGGCUCCCCGUUAUGACAAGAGCCUCUGCCAUCCACUCGAGAGGGUAUUGAGAGCCAGUGGGCUUUUGUGUAGCCUUUUUGUUCUGCAAGCAACUUUCCAAAGUUGUACACGUGAACAUAUCCACACAUGUACACCCAGGCUACAGUGAUUUAGAGCUGUUUUUGAUUGGGUACUCUGGGAACAGGGAAAUUGGUGUUUAAAGAAGCAGCCAUUUAAUUGCUUAAAUAAGCUAUAUAUUAAAUCUGUCUCCAAUUAGGGCUAUCUUCAUAGCAUUAGACACUUAAGUAGCAUGGGAGAUCUGUUUUUGUUACAACGUUAAAAUUCUCCUUUAACCACUGCCCUCUCCUUCUUGAUCCUCAACUUUCUAUCCCCUCAGUUUUGGCUUUAUCCUUUUUAGAGAUGCCAGGGUUUUCUGUUUUGUUUUGUUUUGUUUUUCUGUGUAAUUUUAGGUCUGCUUUACAAUGUAAGUCUUCACAUUGGAGAUAUAUUGGUUGUGUCUUACUCAUCCUUAUUCAAGCUUUCAUAUUUGUGAAGGACUCGACUCCCUCCCUUCCAUACUCCUUGCUUUUCACCAAAUUACUCUUGUCAUUGAGGGCACUUGGAUAACUGAAGUUGAUAUUUAUAUCUGAUCAAUCUAUAGAUGUCACAGAACUAUGCUGCCUGAAGUGAUCUUGGCUCCUUAAUGGUUUUUGGCCACUUGGUUAGUUAACAGCUGGGUAGUUCUAAUCUUUUCUGUUUCAUUGCCUUAACCACAAAUUGUGGUGCUUUUUGUAUAUUUUAUGUAUAAAUCACAAAGUUGAAUUCUGACUAUUUUUAAGACAAAAGUCUGUUAAACUUUUUUAUUGUAAAGAAUAUUUAUUAUGCGAAUCUCUAUUAUUUUAUGAUAUUUAUUGCAAAAGACUGUUGAAAUGUACUCAUGUCUGAAUAUAACAAAAUAUCAAUACGUAACGGAAAAUAAGGUGACACGAAGAAAGUACGUAUGUUAACUAUAAUGCAGAAAAUAUAUUAA
Molecule: messenger RNA, 3176 nt
Organism: Budorcas taxicolor (takin)
Lineage: Eukaryota; Metazoa; Chordata; Mammalia; Artiodactyla; Bovidae
Gene: SPRY1
Product: sprouty RTK signaling antagonist 1
Exons: 5
Coding region: 1005-1964 (319 amino acids)
Biological process (GO): negative regulation of fibroblast growth factor receptor signaling pathway; animal organ development; multicellular organism development
Cellular component (GO): membrane; cytosol
Source: RefSeq, a predicted model, not a curated record